Ctenocephalides felis (cat flea) is the source of this 7002-nucleotide messenger RNA. RefSeq lists its product as uncharacterized. Gene Ontology annotation, molecular function: protein binding. The coding region runs from base 366 to 6923 and encodes 2185 amino acids. The record is from RefSeq and is a predicted model, not a curated record. NCBI's taxonomy places the organism in Eukaryota, Metazoa, Arthropoda, Insecta, Siphonaptera, Pulicidae. The transcript is spliced from 34 exons.
CUAUCUGUGCGUAAAAUCCGAUUUAUUUAUACAUAUAAAUAUUUAUAAUAACAUUAAAUUAUUUUGUUAAUUAUUACAGACCGUUUAAAAAACCAUAAGCAUGUUUGUAUAUGCACAAAUUUGGAAAGUUUAUUGUUGUUCAAUGGAAAUGUUUGGCCGCGCACAUUUCCAACAGUUAAAAUGAUUUGUGCUGUGUGUCGAUUAAUUCUUCAGCCCUUGCCUGGAUUUUACAGCAUUUUAUGAAAUCUUAUACCAAGAACAUGGAUUAAAACACCUUUAGCAAUUAAGUUCUUAAUUGUGUUAAUCGCUGUUGAUGUACAGGUGCUCUCCAAUACAAUGUAUAUCUGGAUUAAUUGAAGUUUAAAAUGGAUCAGAACGUGUUAAGAGUGCUGAGAGGGGGUCUGGCCCCCUCUCAAAGUGAUAAAAUCAAAUAUAAACCAAAAAAUAAGUUAUUCGUCGACAAAUUGAAUAAGUUCGAUUACGUUUAUAAUAAGUAUUUGAUAAACAAUAACAAAGUGUGGCCUGGCGUCGGGCUGGUCAAGAUAUUUGUGGCCUGCAACAAAGCUGAUUUUGUGGACGAAAGGAAUUCAUUGCUGGAAGUGGUCGGUCCGGAACUUCAGGCGAUAUACAACGAGAGGAAAAUUGAGGUUGAAAUCGUUGAUUUUCACUACGGUGCCGAUGAAAAAGAUUCAGCAGAAUGUCCUUCGUCAUUAAAAGAUAUUUUCUGCGAAAUUCAAAUUUGCCACGAUGUUUCCAAGGGAUGUUUUUUCAUAGGUUUGUUAUCCGAUUCAAAUCUCAAUACCGAUAAGAUUUUACCCGUUCGCAUAAAGGCACAACUUUUCCAUGAACUGAUCGAAAAUAUAAAAUUAAUACAUGAUAUUGGAAAGCUUCAGGAGCACGAAAAAUUUGAAGAAUUUGAUGAUAUCGAUAGCGAUGUUGAUCUGGUGAAACAGUGGUACAUCAAAGAAGAUACCUUGUACAUAUUGAAAGACUACAGCAAUGUUUCCUAUGAAGAAUGGCAUCGAACAAAAUCAAAUUUAAUUCGAGCCUUGAAGAACAUCAUCGGUAUGAACUGCUGGAUUUUGCAAAAAAUCGAAGAUUUAAACAAAAGUGAUAAAUUAACAAGUUCUAGUGAUAAUUUUAGUAGUUUUAACUGUAAGUUUAGUAAUUUAUUGAAAAAUAAGUGCACGUUUUUGAAAGACAUUAAGAUGUUGUUGAGAUCGACGAUGGAAGUUCUUUGCCUCAAUACGUUAGAUAUUUCCGAAGAAGCUCCUGAACGAAUGCUUACCGUAUUUGUAGACUCGGAUAAUACUCAUCUUAAGGAAUCUCAAACUCGCUCAUAUAUUACUCAAAUAGAACGGGAGAAUUAUAUUGAAUUAAAAAAUAAACUAGUCAAAAGAUUACCUACCGAUAAUGUUAUGUUGUUUAGCCAAGAAGAUGAUCUGGAUACGUACCAAUUCAAAUCGACAAUUAUUGAUAGAUUGAAAAAGUCAAUUGAUAAAUCUAUUGGUGAUAAUCCAUUGGAAAAAGGAAAAAUGAAAACUCUUCCUGAAAUUUUGCAAGAACAUACUAGUCAUCUAACAAUAUUAAGGGAACACAUGCUGCUGUACCAGCUGGUUGAUAGAAAAUAUUUAGAAUUCAUUAGAAAAAGGAUAACUUUCAUACAUUCGAAAGCAGAAAGUUCCAGCCGGAAAGAUCCCAGCGCCAAGAAAGAUAGUUUAAGAAACGAACCAAUAUUUAUCAAAGGAUCUCAAGGUGUCGGUAAAACGACUUUGCUGUAUGAUGCUUAUACGAGUUGUACACAAUGGUUUACAUGUCCAGUAACAAGGAUAGCUCGAACAGCUCGUGCUACUCCGAGGUCCUGCAGGGUUUUAGAAUUCUUCCGUGUUUUGUGCCAACAAUUGUCAUUUGUUCUCGCGUUACCUCAGGGACAUCUUCCGAAAGAUGCAGGAUUUGAUCCUCGAUAUGUCAGUAAAUGGUUUAAGGACAUCAUAAGGUGUUGUGGUGAACGAGAUGAGGUCUUUAUAAUAUUCAUUGAUGAUCUGCACAAAUUGUUGGGGAUGAAUCACCAUGAAAUGAACAUGUAUAUGCCGGCCAUUUACCCGCGAAAUGUUUUUGUCAUCUUUACUGUAGCAACUAAUGAUGAACCUGGCUUUAACAAAGUUGGUUCAGUAUUGAACCCAUCUCAAAGUGAACAGAAAUUAAUGAAGAGUGACUCAUUAAAAACUGAUGAUAAAACUAAUUCUCCUUUUUCUACGAAUUCCAACGACCAAGGCAUGAAGAUCUCAUCCAGUGAACAAAAUUUACGCGAACAAAAUGCACCAUUAAAUCGCGAGCAACCUUCACAACAAAGUAUAAGAAAACGUUUGCAUAAACAAAUGAGUGAACAAGAAGUUAUAUUAAGUGACCAGCAACAUGGAUUGAAUAAAAGUUCAAGUGAGCAUAAUAUAAAUGAACAGUUAUUGAUCAGUAAACGCGAACCAGGAGCUGGUGAUCAUCAGCAUAGCAAUAUUUACAAAAGCCUGCAGAGUGUCAACAACUGCAUAGAGUUAACUCAUAGUGUGGCUAUCAGAAGAUGCGAGAAUUGUUUGGCUGAAUAUAUGCAUAAAACUUUGGUAGAUGAAGAACAAGAAAAUCUGAAAAAUUCAGGUGGUUCUGAAAAGAGUGGUACCACAGAGGAAAAGAACGAUAAAGUCAAUGAUAAUGGUAAUUCUCAUCAAAAAGUAUUUGAAUACUGUGGAAACUUCCUAGCAAAACGAAAUUCUACUGAUCUUUUUCAAGAAAAUUGUGAAGAUAUCACUAGUUACUUGAAGCAUUACUAUCAACCUAAAUCCCACCAGGACCACACGACUUCAUUAUGCUGCACUUUGAAACACAAUUCACUUGAUGAUCAUCCCAACAAGGAAGAUCCAGAUAAUCAUUUUAAAUCCCAACAAAUAACUAUCAAAAAUACUACGACAUUUUCGCAGCAUUUAGAAAACCGGUUAAACAAACUUCAAGAUAUGUUCGGAAUGGAACCGGUUGCACAAUUUUGUCGAUAUAUUUGUUGCACAGAAUUCGGUUUAACAGAGAGCGAAUGUCUGGAGCUCCUGGUACCGAUUGAGAAAGAUGAUUCAAUUCAUGAUGAACCGAUUGGAUGCCGAUUUGAAGAAAAAGGAGAGUUUAAUUUCAGGACUUUUCGUGCUGUUAAGGAAGCUUUUGGCGAAUUGAUUUUGGACAAAUACUUGACUGGUAAAAUUGUUCUCCAGUGGCGACAUCAGCAGAUGGGCGUGAUAGUAAGGCGAAAAUUUUUAACAAGGGAUGUUCAGAAACAAACUCAUAUUCAGGUCGCCAAUUUGUUUUUGAAUGAAGAUGAACCAAAAGCUUUGGAUGAGGCAGAUGAUAGUUCUCAAGAUAAUCCGGCUACUACGACCACUUACAAUCUCCGACACGUAGAGGAAUAUUGGACUCAACUUCUCCGAGCUGGUUCUCUCGAUCGCCUAAAGAAAACUUGCUGUUGCAACUUCGAUUUUCUUUUAGCAUCGGUUCAAAUGGUAUCAAUCAGUUAUUUACGGUGCCUGUUGGAAGAAAUCCGAGAUUUUAUUUUAGAUCGGGAUAUCGAAAUUGUGUAUUACAUUAUUCAAAAAUCUUCUGAUACAUUGACUAGGGAUCCAACACAAUUGGCAGCUCAGAUGAUAAGUUGGCUGAAACGCAUCACAGACAUUGAAGAUCCACUUAUUGCUGCAUCCAAAGAUAUUUUAGGAUUACCUUCAUCAGCAAUUGCUAAUAAUCAGUUAAAUUCUCCAAAUGCUUCUAAAGAUAUAACGAAAGGAUCAGAAGGCGACGCAAAGAACAACGUUCUAAAUCAGUUGAUGACGUCUUCGAUGGCUUGGAGUGAUGGUUUCACCUCUCCCCUGCUGGUUCCUUUGAAUUCCUGGUUACCACCUCCUAUCUCUGAACAUAUAAAGCAUAUGACAGUCCGCCAAAGUGUGAAUCUGCUGCGAAUUACUCCUGGUUCUCAACACUUGGUCGUGGCCUGCGCCAAUAAAUCUCACCUGGAAUUGUAUCACAUAAUGAGUAAUAGACUAGUUCAUGUUUUUACAGGUCACAGUGGUCCUGUAACUUGCAUGGAUAUAACUAAAGGUUCUCAAUAUUUGUUGACCGGUUCUGAAGAUACAACCGUUAUAAUUUGGGAUCUCAAAGAACUAAGGUUGCGGUUUCGUAUUUUUGAGCACAUAGCACCUAUUUUAAGUGUUUGCUGCGCCUUCGAUUCGGAAGUAAUAAGUGCAGGCGACGACUCCAGUAUUAUUGUGACAUCACUUGUCGAUGGAACCACCAUUACCAAAAUAGAUCAUCAUAGAGGUCCUGUGACAGCACUAGUCGUCGAUAAGGAGCAGGAUAUAUUAUUGUCAUCUAGUCAGGACACGACAAUAUGCAUCUGGGCUUUGACUGAUUUUGAAUUGCUCAAUUGUAUUAAAAUGCAGGAUAGCGUUUUAUCACUAGACAUCAGCGGAGAUAAUGUAUUUUUGCUGGCACAUUGUAAAGAUAAUGGUCUUUAUGUGAGAUCGUUGGUAACAGGAACAGAGCUGCAUAAAUUGGAGGAUGCGCAUUCAGAGAUUCAGUGCAUCUCUAUUGCCAAUGACAACAGGCGCGCCGUUGUCGGUUGCGCAGACGGAUCAGUCCUGGUAUACGAAUUGCAUUCUGGAAAAUUGCUCAAAAUGUACAGAAAUAAAAAGAAUUACUUCAAAAGUUAUAUUCACAAAAGCCAUCAAGUCAUCGAUACAAGUAUAUAUGUUGAGGAUAGAUUAAAAGACACUGCGUAUUUGCAUAUGAAACUACAUGAUAAUAAAGAUCUCGAUAGUAAGACAUAUACGAGCAUAUGCAUAUGCGAGAGUGAUGAUUUUCUAAUUGUUGGAGUUGGAGAUCAAGUAGAAGUAUAUUCCUUUAGAGAUGAAGGCGAAACAAAUAUAAAUUCUCAGUGUUUCACAAAGAAUCUCAAGAAGUCAAUGAGACACAGAAGACCUAGAAUUCCGAAUACUUCAUCAUCUACAAGUGACGUCACCUGUAUAAGUGACGUGACACGAGAUGAUCAAUUCUUUGCAGAGGGCGACUCCAAUGGUGACGUUACAGUCUGGUCUUUAGUCACUUCCUCGGUUAACAAUGUGUUUUCAUAUUCAGUUGACAACGGAAAAACUUCAGGAACUGGUAAAUCAUCAUCAAGUUCUGAUAAGACAAUUAGCGCCGAAAAAGACAAAUUCGCUAUCGGCAAAUCGUUGUCAGGUUCCUCUGAUAAAUUCGUGACCAGUCUCAGUAGCUCUCAUGGUGGUGGUGAUUCUUGUGUAACCUGCGUCACAGUGUCGCCUGAUGUCACAUUUGUUACGGCUGGUUUCCUGAACGGUGACAUCAUCAGUUGGAAGAUAACGGAUUCAUCGCGGAUAAGCAUAUUCAGGGGUCACAAAGCACCAAUAUCCUGCGUCAGAGUACUCUGGGACAACAAAAGGAUAAUUUCUGGCGGCGGCAAAGGUGAAGAAUUGGUAAUUUUGUGGUGGGUGGAUUCAGCAACUCCUAUCAGAGUGUACAAUGCACCAUCUGAACUUGUAGAUGUCACCAAAAAUAUGCGAUAUAUUAUGUGCACGAACUUCGACUGCAGUUUGACAAUACUGUCCCUAAAUGCUUCCGAAGGAGAUUCGAAUCAUUCCAAUUCCGGAAAAUCGAAUGAUGUCAAGUAUUGCGUGACGCACAGUGACGUCAUCGAGUGCUUUUCACCAAGUCACUGUGGACGUUACGUGGUGACAGGAUCUCGCGAUGCUUCGUUGAAAGUCUGGCAGACUGAUGGAGGAAAACUUGCUCAGGUCCUAGUCGGCCACACAGACGGUGUCACAUGUCUCUCCUAUACCAUAACUCCAGAUACGACUUCAUCUACCAAUUCAACCUCAGUAGCCUCAAAACCUUUAACUACAAACCUAAAAUCCAAAUAUAAUCGGUUAAUAACCGGGUCCCUAGACUGCAAUCUUAUUUUAUGGGAUGUCGAAACUGGAAGUGAAUUAUUUCUGCUCGGCGGUCAUCUUGCUCCAGUUAGACGAGUGGAUGUCAGUGGAGACGGAAGCACUUGUGUUAGCGCUUCUGAUGAUGGUACAAUAAUUGUUUGGGAACUGAAGCGCGGUUUGGCUUUGACCUCUUUACACCUGCAUUGCACAAGCAUUUUAAACAUGUGCGUCGCAAACGACUGCAAUAGGAUUAUUGCCAGACUAUCUUUAGAUAACAGCAUAUCGUCGUCAUAUGAGCAAAGUGCAGGAAUUGAAUUCUCGACACCAGCAGCAGGUAGAAUAUCAGUUAUCUGUUUGCAUAACACGCCUGCAGUAUUCAGGAAGAUAGAGGAAAACAUUUUCCUACUUGGAGCAGGUGCUGGAUCAGACGACGGCGGAGGUGCCAGCAAUGCCGAAAGCGAGGAUUCUGUUUCUGACAAAUUGACCGGUCCUGGACUCACCUUCAACAAAUUAAAGUCCUAUGGAGCAGGGCUAGGCAUUCAUCACGGCGGAAGCGGCACUGGACUGAGUAAGCGGAAACCAGCGCCCCCACUACGAAAAUUGUUAAAGAAAGAAGUAUCACUGGACACUUAUUCCUGGCAGAAAAAGUAUGGUCAUCUUACUGCCAGCAGCACCAUCAUGGCACAGGUGGACGAGAAGUUAAAAAGGCGAUUCUCAGUGUCUGCAUCAAUGGAAGAAAUAUCAAAGUUGGCCGAAAACAAUUCCGGUUCAAAUUUGGAUAAAAAGAAAGACGCUUUGCGUAAGUCUCAGCAACAUUUUGAUCAACUAGAACAACUCUGGAGCAAAGUACCCACUGCACCGUCCAGUGGCAGCAGGUGGAACCGAAAUUAUUUAACAAAACAGAGCUCCUUGGCAGAAGACCGAAUAGACUCAUCAGAUGAGGAAACAGAUGGAUAAAUUUUAAUAUUAGGAUAUAAACCAAAAUAUUACAUACCAGUCCAUGCGUAAGUAAUUGAUAAGUAUAAGGUAAGUGUUA